AGGCAAGGGGGACGGCUAGAUAGAUCACCCCACUCUAUCUCCUGAUCUGUGGAAACAAUGGCUAGCGCUGCACCUCCACCAGCCGCUGUCUCGACCGCCACUGAGAACCCCAACAGCUCGACUGCUGGGGAGGGUGGCAAUCAGGACAGCACCUUCGAAUGUAACAUCUGCCUGGACACUUCCAAGGAUGCGGUGAUCAGUCUGUGUGGGCAUCUCUUUUGGUAAACACCCUCUUGUCUUGACGCUGUACUGUAUUUGUGAUUGAUUGAGUGACAUUCAUCCUUAUUAUCUGUUACUCAGGAGAGGGUCUUGUGCACAUAAUUUAAUAUAGUAAUUUAAUGUAUCUCUUCUGUCUCCCAUUCUUUACAUUCCCUGUCGCAUCUAGUUGGCCGUGUUUACAUCAGGUAAGUCAAUUGAUACCUAACUUAUUUUACACAACCACUGUCAUCAGCUGCCACCUGACCCUUUAGCAAUGGAUGUUUUACUGCUACUCUGAAUGUGUCAUGUAAUCUUACCCCCCCCCCCCCCCCCAAUGUUUAUGCAGUGGUUGGAGACCAGACCUAACAGACAGGUGUGUCCAGUGUGCAAGGCAGGCAUCAGUCAAGACAAAGUCAUCCCACUAUAUGGCAGGGGAAGCACAGGCCAGCAGGACCCACGGUGGGUUGAUGCACUCAAAACAUGAAAAAAAAGGAGCACAGUUUGCAUACAAUCUUCAGUUAUUUACUCUGAAUUCCACAUCCCAAACUACUGCUGUCAACAACUUGUCUCUCAUUUUUAUAGGGAGCGAACGCCUCCUCGACCACAAGGACAGAGGCCAGAGCCUGAAAAUCGUGGUGUAAGUACUGUGUAAUACAAGCACUAUCAUCACCAAGCAUUUACUCUCACUUUUCAGACUGUCCACAAUUAUUUAGCAAGGAUUUUGGUAAAGUUCAAUACAGAUGGUUCUACUGUGUAUCACCUGUGUUUGCAAUGUUGGCUGCUGUAUUGCACUACCCGUUCAUGAUGAAACUAUGACAUGGGAUGCUGUAGUGAAAACCUGCCCAUAGCUGAAUUCAUUAGCAGAAUUACCUGUCUCACUGGUACCUAUUAAGCACUGCCUGAAGAGUAAGAGGGCUCUCUAUUUGACCCCUUGAGAAUGACAAAACGUAGCACUAGCGAUUGCGUCACAUCAUCUCUCCCUCAACACCUGUUAGUCAAGUUUUUUGUACAUAUGGAAUAGUCAUGUUAUAACCCUGUCAGUGCAAUGUUAUUGGAAGGUCUCUUUCGUCCCAUCACAGGGAUUUCAGGGGUUCGGUUUUGGAGAUGGAGGAUUCCAGAUGUCUUUUGGCAUUGGUGCCUUUCCAUUUGGAAUUUUCGCUACAGCUUUUAACAUCAACGAUGGAAGACCACCCCCAGGUACUUUAGCUCUGCAGGUUGAGCAUUGUAACAAUGUUUCAUCAAAAAUGUAUUGUGAAUGGCCCCCUCUACCUAGAAAAGAAGUUGUUCACUCUCCACUGGUUACCCCACACAGCUGCCCCUGGGACCCCCCAGCACAUGGAUGAACAGUUCCUGUCUCAACUCUUUCUAUUUGUGGCUCUGGUGAUCAUGUUUUGGCUACUAAUUGCAUAAAUGUAUGGGCAGCCAGGACCAAGGCUCAAGUUGGACAGUUCUUAAUACUCUGUUUUCAGAUACUUGUUUGAUUUUGUCCUCUUGACUUGGCUAGCUAUUGGUUUAAUUUCAGUAAUUGAGAUUACAAACUGUGUGAUUACAUCUGUACUAUGAGUCCUACAGAAGUCUGAAAUAGUCUUAAAAUGGUCCUACCUCUUCAUUUCUAUCAAGGUUAUGUUUUUUUAAUAGACAUUAAGUGUACAUGGCUGGCAAUAUAGAACCAGAUAUUAAAAGAAAGAUGGCAAAUCAGUAAAUGUAAGGUACCAGAUAUACCCUCUGUGUUUGUAUGGAUAUAGAUUAUGAGUGGUAUGUCCUGUUUCUGAACUGAAUUUAUCAAUUCAGGAAGAGAUGUAUCAUUGGUGAUAACCUCCCGAGUGGCGCAGUGG
This is a messenger RNA of Coregonus sp. 'balchen', 2033 nucleotides long. NCBI's taxonomy places the organism in Eukaryota, Metazoa, Chordata, Actinopteri, Salmoniformes, Salmonidae. The record is from the annotation of a GenBank genome assembly.